AUGAAUACUCAAAUAGGAACAAAUGCCUUAAAACUAAAUCAAUAUGUAGGUUUCAAAGGAAUAAUAAGGACGAUUCUAAACAAAUCGAAAGCGGUGGAUCUAGUGUAUAAAGUCUAUGGUCCCAGUCUAACACCUGAUACUGUGCCUAUAAUAGUCCUCCAUGGUUUUCUGGGCAGCAUGAGAAAUUGGCAGAGCAUGUGUAAUAGAAUAACCUCGCACACAAACAGAUCUGUGAUAGCAGUGGACGCUCGUAACCAUGGCGACAGCCCACACGCUGAUUCCCAUAACUACCUCGACUUAGCAGCUGAUGUCUCUAAACUUAUAACAAAGUUAGCUAUUAAGAAAAGCAUCAUUAUCGGCCACAGCAUGGGAGGAAGAACUGCAAUGGUUUUAUCCUUGUCAGAGCCAUCCAAAAUAACAAGUCAGGUCAUAGCUGAUAUAUCACCGGUCACGACCACAACUGGUUUAAAAGAUUUCUUUCCGAAGGUCUUAGAAGUAAUGGCUUCUGUCGACUUUAAAGGGAAAGAUUUGGUUAAUGCACAAAAGGAAGCCAAAAAUGUAAUACUGAAAAACGAUUUAUUCGAACAUCCAGAAAGCGUCUACUUCAUCUUAAUGAAUAUUGGGAGGUUACCUAAUAAUACUUACGGAUGGAAGUGCAAUGUUCCAACAUUAAAGAGGGAUUUUCAUCACAUCGCCGAUUUUCCUAAAGACGUUUUGAGUGGAAAAACUUUCGAGGGUCCUGUGCUAUUCAUCGGCGGUUCUGAAUCGAGCUUUAUUCCACCUGGAGACAUAACCGGGAUCAAACAGUUGUUUCCCAAAGCCGUUCUGCGCUACAUUCCAAAUGUCGGUCACAACGUGCAUGCUGAAGACCCAAAUGCCUUUUUUAAUAUGGUUGUACAAUUUUUAGCGGACGUUGAAAAGAGAUAA
Molecule: messenger RNA, 927 nt
Organism: Helicoverpa zea (corn earworm)
Lineage: Eukaryota; Metazoa; Arthropoda; Insecta; Lepidoptera; Noctuidae
Product: protein ABHD11-like
Exons: 3
Coding region: 1-927 (308 amino acids)
Cellular component (GO): mitochondrion
Source: RefSeq, a predicted model, not a curated record